Messenger RNA from Cladophialophora immunda, 1673 nucleotides. RefSeq lists its product as uncharacterized. The coding region runs from base 221 to 1600 and encodes 459 amino acids. The transcript has a single exon. NCBI's taxonomy places the organism in Eukaryota, Fungi, Ascomycota, Eurotiomycetes, Chaetothyriales, Herpotrichiellaceae. The record is from RefSeq and is a predicted model, not a curated record.
GAAGUCCUCGACUUUCAGCUUCAUGUGAACUGUCACCAUUUGCCUGAUGGCGUGGCCGCGCAGUGCGCAUCCCUAGUUUGUCACUUAAUGUCAGUGACAUAGGUAAAUUGUGGCAUACUCGAAGAGUAGAUUGACUAACUUGAGAGUUUCACACAUUUCCUUCUACAUCCCUUCGCUCGGCCUCUCGUUUUACUGUCCGUACUAAUUGAUCAGACCAAACAUGUCCUUCAGUGGGAAGACACCCGAAUCUCUUCUCCCGCGAUCAGACUCGAGAAACCCAGCUACUACCUGCAGAGGCAUCACCACGUCCGGAAGGCCCUGUCGCAGACCGCUUGCUGCCUCUCCAAAGAACUCUCCCUCACCCUCACCGAGUCGAGGUAACGGGGUCCUUGCGGUGCUUGAAGAGCAGCAUGCGGCGGCUUUCUAUUGCUGGCAGCACAAGGACCAGGCCGAGCAAUUGGCAGCUCGGGCAGGGCGGACAAGUCUACACCCGUUGAAAGAGAGGUCGAGCAUUGAAACAUUAAUUGAGCAGGUGGGGAUCCUCGAGCUAGACGAGAAUGUGUCCAAGCGACACCAUCGGCGACAUGACGCAGACAGUGUGAGGCGCCGAGACACGUUGCCGUCGGGGUGGAAUCAAAUGGAGAGUCCGUUAAUGACGGUGCCGGACGAAGUGGUACACCACAGACGGCCAAAACGACGGCCUCCUCCCCCUCGACAGUCGAACGUGAAACUCUCUUGGGCCUGCUGCAUUCAAGCCGACCAUGAUGAUGAUUUGCCUCCUCCAAGGGUUCGAAGGGACGACAGGAAUCGGCGUCCUCGACCUCAUCCAGACGCAAGGCGACCAGAAAUGCAGCAGUCAUCUACCGCGGCCACGCGACCGAAACCAAGUCCUGCACCUUCUCAGACGCAGACACUUCUCUCGCUCAUCCCGUCCAAUCUCUCACCCCAAACCACCUCGCAGCUGCUCGCAGAGCUGUCCCGCCCCAUCUCGGCCGCGGACGAGGCUGGAUACAUCUACAUUUUCUGGCUCACGCCCGAAUCCGAGGUGUCGAAGCCCGACGACGAGACGGCCUCGUCUCUUCUGGAUGAUGACGACCUCGACGAUAGCAGCGGCGUGUACAACCGCAGCUCGGAGAGAACCAGCCAGGCUCUUGCCCGCUACGCCUCCGUGCGCCGCCCGCAGAACCAGGUCCAACCCAAACGCACCAUUACGCUCAAGAUCGGCCGCGCAGCCAACGUCCACAGGCGCAUGACUCAAUGGACCAAGCAGUGCGGGCAGAACAUCACGCUGAUCCGGUACUACCCACACAACAACCACGAUGCCGGUAACCUCCGCAGCGCCCAUCCUCAUGCUAACGUGUCAGCGAGCGCAUCUCCUCCUCAGAGCUGUGGCGGCAAAGUCUCGCACGUGCACAAAGUCGAACGACUCAUCCACCUGGAACUCUCGGAGAAGAAAGCCAUCAAGAGCGAGUGCGAGCAAUGCGGGCGCGAACACAAGGAGUGGUUCGAGAUCGAGGCCACGCGGCAAGGCUUGAGGGCCGUGGACGAGGUUGUCAGACGCUGGGUUGCGUGGGCUCAGAGGCAGCGAGACAGUAAAUGAGCGCAUUCUGGAUACUACUGCGAUUUUCAUCUAUGGCAGUCUCGUAAUGAAUUGAUUCACUACCACUCUACCA